Pediculus humanus corporis (human body louse) is the source of this 282-nucleotide messenger RNA. Its product is annotated as ATPase inhibitor, putative. Bases 1 to 282 code for a protein of 93 amino acids. Gene Ontology annotation, molecular function: ATPase inhibitor activity. Gene Ontology annotation, biological process: negative regulation of ATP-dependent activity. The record is from RefSeq and is a predicted model, not a curated record. The transcript is spliced from 2 exons. Lineage: Eukaryota; Metazoa; Arthropoda; Insecta; Psocodea; Pediculidae. Gene Ontology annotation, cellular component: mitochondrion.
AUGAGCUUUAUUAGAUCAUCAAGUUCUUUAGGAGAACCUGGUAGUGGUGCUGGAAAAGGAGGUGGUGGUGGUGGUACCAUAAGAGAAGCUGGUGGUUCAUUUGGUAAAAGAGAAGCUGCACUAGAAGAUGAAUAUUUUUAUCGACAACAAAAGGAACAACUUGCCAAAUUAAAGGAUAGCAUUUCUGAUGAGAUUAGCUUUCAUCAAGAACAAAUUGCUCGCCAUCAAGAAGCUAUCGAAAGAAACAGAAAAAGAGUCGAAGAACUUUCUAAACACGAAUAA